AUGGCAUCUACUCGAUAUUGCGCUGGCGCAUUUUCGCAGCCUCGUGCUCAACAGCAACCACAGACCAUCAACCCAGCUUUGUUAUUGAACCGAGGACCACAUGCCCUUCAAUCUUCAGAAGCUCCUUCACAAUCCCUUCAUUCUUCAAACUUCACUCAGCCACAACCUAACAUCACCUCAAGUCCCUCUCCAUAUGCCACCAAUGCAAGAGAUGCGUGGAUGGGUAGCUCAGGGUACCCAAUGAGCUUCACAAGGAGUAGCAUGGGAAACUUCCGACCAAACUGGGAGUUAUCCAGCUACGAACCCGAACCAUUAGAACCUCUCUUUGGCCUAGAACAGCAUCUCCCACCUCUACCAUCCCCUCCUCAGCAGCGAACACCACCGGUGCCACGCUUCAGACCAAACGUUGGAUGGGUUCCUCAACACCGUCAACCGACCUACUUUAACGCAAACGUCAAGGUCAUGUGUAAUGGACAGGAGAGAUUGGUUCCACAUCGUGCUUAUGUCAUGCAGACGAGAGUUAGAUAG
Messenger RNA from Fusarium vanettenii 77-13-4, 528 nucleotides. RefSeq lists its product as uncharacterized. The transcript has a single exon. Lineage: Eukaryota; Fungi; Ascomycota; Sordariomycetes; Hypocreales; Nectriaceae. The coding region runs from base 1 to 528 and encodes 175 amino acids. The record is from RefSeq and is a predicted model, not a curated record.